This is a messenger RNA of Cajanus cajan (pigeon pea), 570 nucleotides long. The record is from RefSeq and is a predicted model, not a curated record. Lineage: Eukaryota; Viridiplantae; Streptophyta; Magnoliopsida; Fabales; Fabaceae.
AUGGGACAUGUGUCUUUCAACUGUCCCACCAGGGGUAGACCGGAGAUGAGUACUCAGAGGAGCGAUGCGCAGAGAGCCGAUACUCAGAGGAGUGGCGUUCAGAGGAAUGAGACUCAGAGGGGUGACCGACCCACUACAGCUGGUAGGGUGUUCGCUUUGACUGGUGCUGAGGCUUCGACUUCUUCUGACCUAGUGAAGGGGAAGGGCAAGGCUGCUGGUGAGGGUGUGAUGCUUUUGUUUGAUUCUGGGGAUUCCCAUUCUUUUAUUUCCUAUGCUUGUGUUGCUAUGUUGGGAGUGCCUGUGUCUGAUUUGGGAUUGAGACUGCUAGUGUCGACGCCCGCUUCUGCUUCAGUCGUCACUUCUGAACUGUGUGCUGGCUGCCCCAUUGUUGUGAAUGGGAAGAAGUACAAGCAAACGGUAGAGAUGGAGGAGUGGUAUAGUCUGCAUACUGCCUAUGCUUCACGCAGCAAGGCUCGUGAACUGUGCCUCUGUGACGAGCUUCAACUCAUGCGUCAUGGUUCCAUCUCUCUUACAGAAUAUGGAAAGAAAUUCCGCACUAUUUGUGAUUAG